Acanthisitta chloris (rifleman) is the source of this 540-nucleotide messenger RNA. Its product is annotated as transmembrane protein 88-like. The transcript has 2 exons. NCBI's taxonomy places the organism in Eukaryota, Metazoa, Chordata, Aves, Passeriformes, Acanthisittidae. The record is from RefSeq and is a predicted model, not a curated record. Gene Ontology annotation, cellular component: plasma membrane. Gene Ontology annotation, molecular function: PDZ domain binding. The coding region runs from base 1 to 540 and encodes 179 amino acids.
AUGUCUGCCCAGGACACUGAGGACUUUGGAGCAGAAAACCUCUCUGAAAGGUCUCGGAUGAUCCCUAGCCUCCCCCCAUAUGACAUGGAUGACCAGCUCCUUCCCAGGGAGCCUCGGAGCGCCUGGUGCUGCCUGGCGUGGGCCCUGGCCAUAGGCACCAUGAACUCCUUGGUCUUGCUCAUGAAUUUGCUCCUGAUGUUUGUUAUUUUCACCAUUGUGCUGCUCCCUACCAUUGUGGUGGUUUACUUUGGCUUCCAGUGCCACUCCCAGGUGCUGCAUUCCUCUGCUCGCUACUGCAAGAGUUUCUUGGAUGAUAACAGCUCUUCUGCCCUCAUCAUCCUUGGCUUUGUCAUCAUGUCCCCCCUGAUCGUGAUGGCCAUGGCUAUCUACUGCAGCCUGGCACGGCGCCUGCGUCUCUUCAUGUGCUUCCAGCCCUACAGCUUGGCUGUCUACAAGGGGGGCAGGUGGUGCCACUAUGAGGAGGGAGGUCUGUGUGGCUGUGCCAGGGGCUGCAACACUCAGGUCAAGGCCUGGGUGUGA